CUCGCGGCUGCUUAUAAGUGAGAGGGCUCAAAGCCCUUUGUUGUGAUACCACACACUCCCAAAACUAUACCAUCUAUCUACCAACGAACCUACGAACAAUCACCUCUCUACCUCGAAUCCUCCACCCACUACACCACCGAAACCUUCACCAGAACAAUCAUGGGUGCCGUAGUAUCUUGCAUCAAGUCGGUCUUCCGCACCAUCGGAAACUGCAUCAUGGCCAUUGUCAACGCCAUCGCUGCUGGUCUUAAGGCAAUCAUCAACGCCAUCGUCUCCCUCUUCGGCAUCAUCAUCAGCUGCCUCACCUGCGGACGCGGCGGCGGCCGAAAGAGGACAACGCAUACUAGUAGAGUCUAGUGUGAGCCCGUUUCCCACAUGUCGCCGUACUGAUCAUCA
This is a messenger RNA of Alternaria rosae, 396 nucleotides long. RefSeq lists its product as uncharacterized. NCBI's taxonomy places the organism in Eukaryota, Fungi, Ascomycota, Dothideomycetes, Pleosporales, Pleosporaceae. The transcript has 2 exons. The record is from RefSeq and is a predicted model, not a curated record. Bases 160 to 357 code for a protein of 65 amino acids.